AUGCAUCUGAUGUGCAGAGGACAAGGACAACCAGUUGGUAAGUCUGCUAGCUUGCCAGAAAUGUCAACACAACUUCAUCACCGCUCAGAUGUAAGCCCUAACUACUCUGUUUCCUGUGUAGUCAUACUAGAUGCCCCCACUGGUAUGUCCUCUGACAUCUGGUUCCAUGUACAAGAGAACAUUGCACUGCUAACCAAGGUAAGGAGAAAUACAGUACAUCGUCCAGGCAACUCUGUUAAUGAUUCAACCGUUUUAGAAGGGUUUUAUUUUUGCUGGUACAAACAAAUUGAUGGUCUACAUUCCCUGACCAGAAGAUGAUUGUGUACGAUAUGAUUGGAACCAGGACAAUUUCGCAAUGUUUUUGUGACAACUGCUGAUGUGAAAAAGGCUUAAAAAAUACAUUUGAUUGAUUGAUGUUCCCAUUUUCCCACCCACAGGUGUGUACUUAUGACAGAGUGGGACUGGGGUUCAGCAAAAGAGUCCUGCAGAAUGAAAGUACAGGGACGGAGAAAGUCUGGGGGAUGUCAACCACUGGACGGUAAGCAUCUUGUUUUUCUCUGUCCUGUCAUUUUACAGUUUUACUUAUCAAUGCUUGCCCCAGAAUACCAAAAUGAAGCAGUUAUAGGCUACUAUUCUAUUGUGCAAAUUUGCAUCCUCUACAUCUUGUUUUUCAUGCAUUGUUAAUGUAAAGUGUGACCUAAUAGUCUACUACUACAGUCAAAGUAAUAGGUGUUUGAUGCAAGUUAUUCUAAAGCACUGAUUCUCAACAAGCACACACACCAUUCCCUAUCAGAUGUAGUAUUCCCCUUGGCUCAGUGCCAUGUGGGGCCACCUCAUGGAUUGUCCAAUCAGAGACAUCUGGGUCCACUGCAUUACGCCAUUGCCACUCCAUCUCCCUGCCCUGUCCGUGACCCUCCCCUAAUCUCUCUGGCUGACAAAGUAACGUGUUGUUAAGCAUUAAAUCUGACUGAGUGAUGGGUGGAUGUCAUUGUGGUUGUAUGCAGACGGUCAGGUCAGCAGUCUCUGCUACCUUGGGAGCUGGCCCGGGCUAACAGCAGAGCAGGCAGGCAGGCAGCCGCCCUCUUCUGAUACAAGCAAUCAAUUACCCAGAAUUCAAUAAGCUGGCAAGCUGAGGGUUUGAUGACUGCAUGCCUCUCUUCUCCCUGCUGCUGCAGUGAAACCUCUUCAUCCCAGCCCCAGCCUCUUCCCUCCUCUCCUAUGUUGAUUUAUUAGUGUAAGAAACACAACAGAUGGGCGUCUGUGAGGAGCUGUAUUUCACCUGAUGAUGAUGCUCCCUCUCUCUCUUUUUCCUUCGGAUGAUUUUCUGUUGUAUCUAUCCUGCUUUACAAGGCAAAGUAGCCAGGUGCUUCUUCCACUAGGCUACUUUACAUUGGCUGAUUUCAAGGGUUUCAAUGGCAGUGUUUCUCUUGUUAUGGUGUAGCUGCUAUUUUAGAGGUUGAUGUGUUUUACUGGAAAAGCCCUUUGUGACAGCUGUUGCUUUCCCCCCUACAGAAUGGUGGACAAUCUCCACCGCCUCAUCAAGUUAGCUGGUCUAGCCACGCCUCUCAUCCUGGUGGGGUCUGAACUGGGCACGCUCAAUGCCAGGUUCUACAGCCACAUCCAUGACGGGUGAGUCUCCCUGCCCACCUAGAAACGGAAUCUCAAUGGAAAAUAUAGGCUAACUCGUUUCUUGUUGCCAAACUUGCCACAAGUCAAAAUAUAUUGAGAUUGCUUAGAGUGAUAGGCUCACUCCAAAAGUUGGUCGAUAAGUUUAUAUCUCAAAAGUGGUUGUGUAAAUUCAGCUUUAUGCCUCCAUUCCAAAUGAAUGGGAAAGAUUUGCACAGUUUUUGACAAACUUUGGGGAUUCUCAAGUUCUCUUCCCCCGUUUGAGUUCCAUCCUAUUCCCUUGCUACACAUUAUUGACUACAGUAACUCCAAUACCUCAAAAGUAUCAUCACGAUCUGUAGCUAGACUCAGCACUGCAUCAAACCCAGGGACAUCAUAAUUCUCUACCCCCAUCCACACCAACCCCCAUUACUGAGAAACCUAGUGAUUAACACGACCAGGGAGGGAUCAGCCUCCCACUCCCGCCCCGAGGUGAGAGAUUUAGCGUUUCAUCAGUGUGAUGAGCAGCAGUUAAAUUAAGCGAUGGUGAGAGGAUGACACCUGCAGAAUAAAAUCUAUUCCCCCCCUGGAUGUGGUGAUGGGGUGUGGACCAAUCCAUCUGUCUGCCAGUGGGCCAGGAGCAGUCAGACAGACAGGCGGGACAGAGCCAUCCUUCUCACACUCAUUAUGGACAGGACAGGACAGGACAGGGAGGGUAUAGGGGACGGGUCAGAAUGGACACUAGAGGCCCGCUUCAUCACUGUUUCUUUCUUUCUUUCUUUCUCUCUCUUUUUCUCACUGUGUCCUCUCUCUCUCUCUCUCUCUCUCUCUCUCUCUCUCUCUCUCUCUCUCUCUCUCUCUCUCUCUCUCUCUCUCCUCUCUCUCUCUCUCUCUCUCUCUCUCUCUCUCUCUCUCUCUCUCUCUCUCUCUCUCUCUCUCUCCCUCUCCCUCUCCCUCUCCCUCUCCCUCUCCCUCCCGUCCUCAGGCAGGUGUCAGACCUUGUCCUUAUUGAUCCCAUUCCAGAGGACAUCUUUGAGGAGGACCAGUGGCAGAAGUACUGGUAA
Molecule: messenger RNA, 2669 nt
Organism: Coregonus sp. 'balchen'
Lineage: Eukaryota; Metazoa; Chordata; Actinopteri; Salmoniformes; Salmonidae
Source: the annotation of a GenBank genome assembly